Molecule: messenger RNA, 516 nt
Organism: Lampris incognitus (smalleye Pacific opah)
Lineage: Eukaryota; Metazoa; Chordata; Actinopteri; Lampriformes; Lampridae
Gene: hcar1-2
Product: hydroxycarboxylic acid receptor 1-2
Biological process (GO): G protein-coupled receptor signaling pathway
Cellular component (GO): membrane
Molecular function (GO): G protein-coupled receptor activity
Source: RefSeq, a predicted model, not a curated record
AUGAAUUUUACUCAACACAACUGCUGCAUCUUUGAAUCCAUUCUAGGCCAGGUUUUGCCUCCAGUCCUAGUUUUGGAGUUCAUGUUUGGUUUGAUCGGGAAUUUAGUGGCCUUCUGGAUGCUCGUCCUCCAAAUAGACAACUGGAAACCCAACACUUUGUAUCUUACUCAGCUGGUUGUUGCAGACUCCGUAAUACUGUUCUGGCUUCCUUUCAGAGCUGACUGUUACAGACAAGGAAAAGACUGGAUUCAUGGGGAUAUUCGAUGCCGGAUUUUGUUGUUCAUGUUGGCAGUCAACCGUGCUUCAGGAGUAUUUUUCAUCACUGCUGUGCCUGUUGACCGUUACUUGAGGAUUGUUCACCCAACAAUCUGCAUUAAUCGCAUAGGCCUUGGGUACUGUAUGUGGGUCUCCGUUAGCCUUUGGGCUCGGAUUAUUCUUGCUACCGAAGAUCUGCUGGCUGAUGAGCAUCUCUUUUACCAUAACAAUGGACUUCAGUGUCCAAGUUUCAACAUCUGA